AUGACGGACGGGUGGACGUACACGCUGACCGGGUUCGGCGAGUUCCUCGAGAUGCGUCGCGUCUCGUUCGCCGAGCCGAUGCCGGCCGCCCGCCUCUGCGGCGUCUGCGGCCUGCUGCCUUGCCGCACCCUGCAGCUGCCGUGCGGCCACGUCUUCUGCGAGUCGUGCAAGGCCCAGACAGGGCGAGGAGACAGCUGCCCCUUCGACGGGAAGAAGUUCGCCGACUCCGAAGUUCACUCGAUGAGCAUGAAGCGGUUCGAACUCGAGCAAUGCCGAUUUGUGUGUGCGGCCGGCUCCCGGUUUUGCGGCUUCGUCGGCAAACUGUCCGAGCUCGGAGAUCACCUGACCAGGUGCGGUGGCGGAGAGACCAGGUGUGGCAAGUGCCAGAGACCCGUGUUUCGCAGCCUCGCCGUGGAUCACUACCGGAGGUGCACCGUAGGUACGCCGGUUGCGGCGAAUGCCGAAGCUGACUCCAAGGGAGUCGCAGAUGUUGCCAAGACGGAGAUAGAAACCCCGCGGGAACUGAUGCUGAGCAAGGGCGUCGAUCUGGAAGCCGUGUUCAGAUGCUUCACGAACGCUUUGGCAGAAAAGGUGGCAAGCCUCGAAUGUCAGUUGCUCGAAGUGCAGAAAAAGUCCACCAGCGAGCAACAGUCAUCGCUUGCUGCUGCGAAGCCGGCGACCGUGAUCCAGGGACCGUUCCGCGCUGCUUCCAGAGGCGGCGUUCUGAUCACCACGUGCAAGUUCGACGACGUUUACGCCGAACUAGACUCGCUCGACGAGAAGAAAAAAGAGCUUACAAAGUCAACUGAUACGUAUUCGCUGGGAGGUUACACGUUCAAGCUUGACUGCGAGUUUUCCAAAGACGAGAACGAGAUGAAUGUGCGUUUUAUUCUUUUUUUGCGGAGCGGUGAAUGGGACGCUUACGUGGAGUGGCCCUUCAAAAAGAAAGUGACCCUAAUCAUCAUGCACCCAAGGAAUAAAGCAAAGGACGUCCGCUUACCGGUGACCAUGGAUGAACACAAGAUGGUGAAGAAACCUGAACCCGACGCUUAUAACUGGGGCCGCUUUACGGACGAGAAGAACUGGAAGGACAUUGAACGACAAGGGUACGUCGAGAAAGGGGCCCUCUAUGUCAACGUCGAGUUUGCGGACAUGUAUUAG
Dermacentor andersoni is the source of this 1161-nucleotide messenger RNA. NCBI's taxonomy places the organism in Eukaryota, Metazoa, Arthropoda, Arachnida, Ixodida, Ixodidae. The record is from RefSeq and is a predicted model, not a curated record.